AGUACCCGUCUGAAAUCCACCUGACAAGACCAUUGAGGGGACCUCAACACCAAACCCCAUCAAAUGGUCUCAGCUCCAAUAGGGAACUAACCAAGCCGCAGAUCCGACAGAGAUCGCAAAGAAGCACACUUCUUGUUUCCAGAAGACGCCGGCCAAAUUCUAGCUAUGAAUUCUGGAGACCUGAUGUCGGACGGCCCAGCCAUGACCGACGAGACGCACGGGACCACGGGGGCGGCAGAGGCCAAGCCUGGGUCCUGGAACAAGAGGUCCCAGGAGGAGUACGACCAUGCUCGGGGCCGGUUGGUUCAUCAAGAUUUCAACCCAACCGAUUACCCCGACCCUCUAUUGCCGCGGAAGGAUACCAAGAAUCCCUACGCCGGAAGAUUCCCGGCAGAUGCUGAGGCCCGGCUGAAGAAAAUCUUGGAGGCGGCGACUCUGCCGGUCUGAGACGUAGAAUUUCUUUUUGGGACAUUGGCCCUCCUCACAGCGUCUCGCCACUUGUGGGAGCGUGAACUUACAGUAGUGCCGCAGAGCCUGGCUUUCCACGAAGAGAGAAUAGAAUUAUAAGGUUGAGGACUACCACCUCCUAUAGUUUGAGCAAGCACGGCCCCUACCUUGAGAGAUGCGUGCGCCGGGGCGGUGCAGGUCCUGGACCUAUCACCACAGCACCCACUACGAUGGCACAUUAUAUAUUAUUUCAACAACCUUAUCCCGCUCUGCAGUUUAGAAAAUAAACGAUUUUAUUUGGACAA
This is a messenger RNA of Gaeumannomyces tritici R3-111a-1, 752 nucleotides long. RefSeq lists its product as hypothetical. Bases 166 to 447 code for a protein of 93 amino acids. The record is from RefSeq and is a predicted model, not a curated record. The transcript has 2 exons. NCBI's taxonomy places the organism in Eukaryota, Fungi, Ascomycota, Sordariomycetes, Magnaporthales, Magnaporthaceae.